CUCUCUCAAAUCAUUUCUAUAUAUAUGCUGCAGUUCCGUUCCUCAAUAUCCUGUCUUCACUUUGUAUUUCGCCAUCCGCCAUUGAAGCUCAGCUGCUAUAGCUUCCUAUAACAUCAAGACCCGCAACGGAGAACAAUGGGUUCCACCAGCACCCAAUUGCAUGUCGGAGCUUCUCUCUCUUCUGGGUCUAGUUCCUGGAAAUUCGACGUCUUCUUGAGUUUCGCAGGCAGAGACACCCGCGGAGGCUUCGUUGACCAUCUCUUUUCUGCUCUGCUUCAGAAGGGCAUUUUCAUGUUCAAGGAUGACGUGACGCUCGAGAGAGGCGAAUACAUUCGAGAUACGCUUCUGAAAGCCAUCGAAGAGUCGAGGUUUGCCAUCGUUAUUUUCUCCGAGAACUAUGCUUCUUCCAAGUGGUGCUUGCUUGAACUCGUUAAGAUCCUCGACUGCAAGAAGACAAGGGGACUCACCGUUUUUCCUGUGUUUUAUAAAUUAAAUCCCUCAAACUUACGGAAACAAACAGGAAGCGUUAGAGAAGCAUUCGCCAGACACGAGCGAGAUUACAGCGAAGAGGAGGUGCAGACAUGGAGAAACGCUGUAAUGGAAGUGGCCGGUAUUUCUGGGUGGGAUUCAGAAAAUGGCACAACCCAUGGGCUUGAAGCAAAACUUGUCCAAGAAAUCGUCAAAGUCCUGCAAAGUAAACUGGAGGAUGAGGAUUCAAGCAUUCUUGAUUAUGUUGUUGGAUUAGAUACUCGUGUAGAAGAAGUGAAAUCACUGUUGGGUAUAGGAUUGAAUGAUUCACGUAUAGUGGGGAUACAUGGAAUAGGUGGUAUAGGAAAAACUACUGUUGCCAAGGCUGUUUAUAACCAAAUUCGUUCUCAGUUUGAUGCUAGCAGCUACGUUAAAAAUGUUAGAGAAGCUCAUCGUGAGGAAAACCAUUGUGCUUCAUUGCAAAAAUUGCUCAUCUCUGAUAUCUUCUCACAUAAUGUUGAUAUAAAAAAUAAUGUUGAUCGAGGGCGUAGUAUAAUAAUGAGGAGGGCACGGCAUAUGAGGGUUCUUGUAGUCUUUGACGAUGUGGACGAUGCAGAGGAUCUCAAAGCACUUAUUGGUAACCCUGAAUAUUGUUUGGGUUUAGGAAGCAGAAUUAUAAUAAUAACAAGAUACCCUCGUGUACUUGAUUUGCUUGAAGUGAAGCAUAAGUAUGAUGUCAAGGAACUAGAGUACGAAGAAGCUUUAGAGCUAUUUUGUCAGAAAGUAUUUGGGAAAAACCAACCAACACAGGGUUAUGAGGGGCUCACAAACAGUUUUCUUCAUCGCGCUGGAGGAGUUCCAUUAGUUCUCAAAGUUUUGGUCCCGAUUCUCCGUGGUCUAAGCAUAAAUGAAUGGCAAAGUGCAUUUGAUAGAUUAAGGCAACAGCCCCAUGAAAAAAUUCAUUCAGUGCUCAAAUUAAGCUAUGAAAGUUUGGAGCCAAAGGAUAAGGAGAUUUUUCUUGACAUUGCGUGCUUCUUCGAAUGGAAUAGCAAAGAUUUUGUAAUAGAAAUACUGAAUGCUUGUGAUUUCAACGCUGAUUAUGGAAUAAGGAAUCUACAAAGCAAGGCACUUGUAAAGAUAAGUGACAAUAGAAUAGAAAUGCAUGAUCUGAUACGAGAGAUGGGACGACAUAUUAUUUAUGAAGAACACCGAAAAGAGCCUGGUAAAAGAAGCAGGUUGUGGAAAUACGAAGACGUCUAUGAUGUACUCACACAAAAAAAAGGGACAGAACUACCAGUGGAGGCCAUAGUUAUGGAUUCUUGUGAAACAAAAAAGAUAUCCUUGCGUCGUGAUGCAUUUUCAAACAUGAGCAACUUGCGACUGCUUAGCCUCCAAGGUGUUGUUGAGCUUCUUGAUGGUGCCGUCGACAACCUCUCCAAUAAAUUACGCCUUCUUGAAUGGCCCCAAUACCCUUUAAAAUUCCUACCAGCAAAUUUUCAAGCGGACAGGCUUGUCAAACUAAAAAUGUCACAUAGUGGCUUAAAACAACCUUGGAAUGGAACAAUGUGCCUAGACAAGUUAAAAUACGUUGACCUCAAUUAUUCGUCAGGCAUAACCAAGAUCUCAUGUUUUACUCCGGUAACAAAUCUUAAAGAAUUGAUUCUUGAUGGUUGUACGCGCUUGGUUAAGAUUGACCCGUCCAUUGAAGCCAUCAAAAGUCUUACGAUCUUAAAUUUGGGGGGCUGCAAAUAUCUUGAGUUUCUUCCUACAGGCAGUUGGCUUGAAUCCCUUCAAAUACUUGUUCUUUCUGGUUGCUCAAAACUUAAAAAUGUUUAUGAAGUUUUAGAGUUUACGAAAUGCUUAAUUGCACUUUAUUUGGAUGAGACUUGUGUAAAGGAAUUGCCAGUUGAACAUUUGAGCAAUCUUCAACUUAUUUUCCUAAGUGAUUGCAAAAAACUUACAAGUCUUCCAAGUGGCAUUUGUGGGUUGAAACGACUUGCAUAUUUGAUUGUUAAUGGCUGCUCAAAACUUAGCGAGUUGCCCGAGGGCAUUGGAGAAUUGGAAAGCUUGGUGGAACUUCGCGCUGAUUUUACUGCUAUUGAGCAACUACCGUCCUCGAUUAUACACUUGAAGAAACUUCGGUUUUUAUCAUUACGGGGAUGCGGGGGAAGAGUAACAUCAACACCAAGGAAUUCAUUGCUCCCACCAUGUCUAUUUCCAAAAAAAGGUCAAGAUCCCAUGGGUCUUGAUCUACCUCCUCUAUCAGGCUUAUUGUCUUUGGAGAAACUAAAUCUCCUUGACUGCACCCUCUUGCAAGGAGGUCUUCCAAAUGACCUAGGCUCUUUAUCCUCGUUGAAGUUUUUAUACCUUAGUGGUAGCAACAUUAUUAGUUUGCCAGAUAGCAUUAGAGGUCUUGAAAAGCUUACAUUUCUUAAUUUGAGAGAUUGCAAGAUGCUUAAGACGAUGCUCAAUCUCCCGACAAAUAUCGAUUGCAUUGUGGCAAGUGGAUGCACAUCAUUAGAAACAUUACCGGAUCCCCUGCCUCGAAAGCUUACAAUAGUUGAUUUAACUAAUUGUCCUUCACUAGAGAAGAAUAGACCCAGUCUCCCCGUUGAACUUUUGAGAAAUUGUCUUAAGGCCCAUCUCUCUCAGAAUAAUAAUGUUGAACCGGAAUUCACGGCUUUUCUUCCUGGAAGAAAGAUUCAAAAUAUUAAGGGGCCUUGUGUUCGAAUGCAGUUGAUGCCAGAUUGGCAUAAGAACCUCAAGGGUUUUGCUGCAUGUGUUGUUUUUGAAGCAAAGGCUACUUCGGAGGCUUUUUCACCUUACCUUUCACUUGACCUUCUCCGUCGUCGUGAGAAUUAUGUUCGUGUGGAAUGUUACGGGAUGCGCAAUGAUGUAGUCUAUGCCACGGAUUUCGCCUUUUCUUUUCGUCGUCGAAUUCAGUCUGAUCACUUACUUUUGGAUUACAUGGCACUUGAUGAUAUUGUUCCAGAGGUGGGUGUGAAUGAUUGGAAAACUUGGACCGAUAUCAUCUUUUAUGUUAGCUAUAAUCCUGAAAUGUUUGCCUCAGUAAAAACCACUGUUCAUAUGGCAUAUGAGAAUGGUGAAGAACGGGCAAAUCCAGAUGAAAGUAUCCAACAAAGUGAUCGUGUUGAGUUUGGGUUAAUUGAAUGGAUCCGAGGUGUUGUAUUGAGAAAAAGACGGCCCUAUACCUGUGGCUAUGGCUAUUGCUUUGAGCACAAGGCAGGCAGAGGAGAACCCCUGGACAUCAUCUACCGUGGUCCAAAAGACAGAUUCUUUUCUGACCUAUGUGCAUUUCCACAGUCAUUUUGUGGUGGGCAUACCCACUGUCCUGACGGAAGGACGUGGGCACGCGAAGGACCUCCAAGGGGUUAACUUAAAGAAACAAAUCAAUAAAAAUCAGAAUGAUGCGAAGUGGUGGGUAGGAGGAGGGAGGUGGGCAUGUAGUGGAUUAGUUAAUUGUUGAGAUUAAUUAGAAUGUUUGGACGUUGUGUUGUUA
This is a messenger RNA of Diospyros lotus (date-plum), 3988 nucleotides long. Its product is annotated as TMV resistance protein N-like. The transcript has 5 exons. Gene Ontology annotation, biological process: defense response; signal transduction. Gene Ontology annotation, molecular function: ADP binding; ATP hydrolysis activity. NCBI's taxonomy places the organism in Eukaryota, Viridiplantae, Streptophyta, Magnoliopsida, Ericales, Ebenaceae. Bases 136 to 3864 code for a protein of 1242 amino acids. The record is from RefSeq and is a predicted model, not a curated record.